Ilex paraguariensis (yerba mate) is the source of this 1085-nucleotide messenger RNA. The record is from the annotation of a GenBank genome assembly. NCBI's taxonomy places the organism in Eukaryota, Viridiplantae, Streptophyta, Magnoliopsida, Aquifoliales, Aquifoliaceae.
UUUGCUUCUUUCCUCCAUGUACCCAAGUCAAUAACCCCAUAAACCCUAACCCCGUCUGUCUCUCUCUCUCUCUCUAACCGCCACAUUAUGGGAACACCAGAGACAUCUCGAGAACCGUGCCCCGAUCGAAUCCUAGACGACGUCGGCGGAGCAUUCGGCAUGGGCGCAGUCGGCGGCUCGGCCUUCCACUUUCUCAAAGGUGUCUACAACUCGCCGAGAGGGGAGCGUCUUAUCGGCGGUUCACAAGCGGUGCGAAUGAACGCGCCGCGAGUCGGCGGCAGCUUCGCUGUGUGGGGAGGGCUUUUCUCCACCUUUGAUUGCACCAUGGUCUAUGUCCGCCAAAAGGAGGAUCCAUGGAACUCUAUAAUCGCCGGGGCAGCUACCGGCGGCUUCUUGCAAAUGCGCCAGGGGCUCGGCGCGGCUUCGCGAUCCGCUCUAUUCGGCGGAGUCCUCUUGGCUCUUAUUGAAGGUGCUGGUAUAAUGUUGAAUAAGUUCACGAGUGCUCAACAAAUGCCUCCGAUUAUUGUUGAUGAGCCAAUGCCCAAUACGCCUGGUGGAAUUGGGUUUCAGUUGCCUAAUAAUCGGGCUCAGCAAGAAUCAUCGUCGUCUUCUUCAUCAUCAGCGGAUUCGACCUCGUCACCUUGGUUUGGGGGGUGGUUUGGAGGUAAAAAAGAGGAAGAGAAGAACAGUGGUGGAGUGAAAACAGGGGUUUUGGAGAGUUUUGAUACACCGAUUCCGCCGACUUUUGAGUUCAAGUGAAUUUAUUUGUGGAAUUUUUACGGUUUGGUGUUCUAAUCCUAAUCCUAUUGUUGAAUUGAGGUUUUGGAUGUUUUAAUGUUGGUUAAUGUUAUGGAAUGAUAUUAUAUCUUGAUAUUGUCUCUUUUUCAAAUGUCUUCGAAUUAUAUAGUGGCAGCAUUGUACGAUAAUGGAUUGUUUGAGCAACAAGGAAAGAAUUCAAAGUUUUUACCAUUCAAUCAAAUUUAGUAGUGUGCGAUUGUUUGGCUUAUGUUUCUGUCUCUUAACCAUGUUAUGACUUGCAGACUCCAGACAUGGAUAUUAUGACUUUUGGUUGUACUUCAUCUUGU